AAAUAAUUUGAUAAUCCAAGCGAAUUUAGGGUUCGAUUGGUUUCUUCCCUAUUUCGUGUGUUCUUCCUUCUUCCCAAAUUUGAUCAUCGCGAAUUUUCCAGUGAAACCCAUGUAACGAUCUCUCUAAAUUCAGCUCGGGGGCAGGGCCAUGGAGAUAGGAACAAGGAGCAAUCGUGUGGGAGAGAGAUGGAUUCAGAUGGGUUGUGAAGAAAGAACGAGAGUGAUUCAGGAGGAGAUCAAGAGGGUUAACAAGCUUCCAUCGAACAGUGCCUACGCAGUUCACCGUCUCAGGGUUCUCAACAAAAUACACGAGCUUUUGUCCGCUGAGAGAACUUUGUCUCAAGACAAGGAGUUAGAGUUGCUUUUUGCGCAACUCUCUCUGUGAAUCCGAGUCUGUUUUCAUGUAACAAAGGUCGAUGAAGGGGUUUUAGGAAAGCCGAUGGAGCAUUUUGGUGUCUUUGAAGGGGGUAUGAUUAUGCAUGUUUGGUAGUUUCAGGAAAUGCUUCCUCUGUUGUGUGUAAAAACCAUGAAGAUUGCCUUCUACAUGCUAAUAGAUGCAGCGUCGUCUUAUAUUUCCGUUCAAUGCAACCUCUCUCUCUGCAGACUCUUCCGUAA
Messenger RNA from Tarenaya hassleriana, 615 nucleotides. RefSeq lists its product as uncharacterized. The coding region runs from base 149 to 385 and encodes 78 amino acids. NCBI's taxonomy places the organism in Eukaryota, Viridiplantae, Streptophyta, Magnoliopsida, Brassicales, Cleomaceae. The record is from RefSeq and is a predicted model, not a curated record. The transcript is spliced from 5 exons.